This is a messenger RNA of Ipomoea triloba (trilobed morning glory), 836 nucleotides long. Its product is annotated as actin-depolymerizing factor 10-like. Lineage: Eukaryota; Viridiplantae; Streptophyta; Magnoliopsida; Solanales; Convolvulaceae. Bases 218 to 637 code for a protein of 139 amino acids. The transcript is spliced from 3 exons. Gene Ontology annotation, cellular component: cytoplasm; actin cytoskeleton. Gene Ontology annotation, biological process: actin filament depolymerization. The record is from RefSeq and is a predicted model, not a curated record. Gene Ontology annotation, molecular function: actin filament binding.
AUGGGUAAUGAAAACCUUUAUUCUCUCAAAAACAACUGUCCUGAAAAUACUCACAGCCCUUUGAAUGCUUCUUCAUUCUAUCACCCUCCACAACUCUCUCCUCUUGCCUUUCUGCUCUGAUCUUUCUAAUUAAUCCAUCAUCAUUUUAAUUAUUAUCUACUUUGCGUUUUCGUUUCAUCCAACAAGCUAAGGCUCCUCACCUUCACAGCAUCACGAAAUGGCAAAUUCUGCAUCUGGUGUGGGUGUGGUUGAUGAAUGCAAGCUGAAAUUCAUGGAGUUGAAGGCAAAGAGGUGCUUCAGGUACAUUGUAUUCAAGAUUGACGAGGUGAGCCAGGUGGUGGUUGUAGAGAAAAUGGGCAGUCACGAAGAGAAUCAUGUGGAUUUCACCAACAGCUUGCCCGCAGAUGAGUGUCGAUAUGCUGUUUUCGACUAUGAUUUCACCACUGAUGAGAACUGUCAAAGGAGCAAGAUCUUCUUCAUUGCGUGGUCUCCCGAAACAGCAAAGAUAAGGAGCAAGAUGGUGUAUGCAAGCUCGAAAGACAGAUUCAGAAGGGAGUUAGAUGGGGUGCAGGUGGAGUUGCAAGCAACUGAUGCUAGUGAGAUGAGCUUGGACAUCUUCAGAGACAGAGCUCACUAGACACAAUCUCUCAUCUCCCACAAUAUUUCUUAGUACCUACUGGUACUAUACUACUGCUGCUUCUACUAUAAUUUUUACUUUUACUGCAAAUUAGGCUUUCAGUUUAACUUAUUCAUAAGAGUCUCAAUUGGGCUACUAUGGCUGACUGUUGAGGGUUUUGUUACCACAAGCAUCAACUUGUUAUAGACUUUUUGUCUUU